CGGCGUGUGUGUGUGUGUGACAGUGUUGAAACGAGGGGUUUAAAACAUGGCCAACUGCGUGGCUUUCCAGAGCAAGUUAACCUCGAUCAUGGAGAUGCUCGCUAAAGCCGCCGUGGUGGAGAUCAGCAAGCUGUGGGAGGACGGCUUCGCGCUGGUGCAGCUGGAGCUCCGCCGGCGGGAGGGCGAGAUCGAAGCCCUGAGCAGGAGGCUCGCGAUGAUGGAGAGCGAGCGGGCGACGGGUCCGUCGCCGCCGGCCGCCUCGAAGCUUCCGCGCCCCGCAGACGGGCUGAUUAUACACUCUGUCCAGACGUUGUCAUCGGAUCCGAGCGCCAGAGAGGCGGCGGACGCCCCGGCCAAUCACAGGACGCCGCCCCCAUCGCAGCCCGAGGUGAAGCGACGCGAGCAGCUCAAGUCGGACGUCUGCGGAAGCGACUGCAGGGACGACGGCGAAGACCUGAUCGUGAAGCUGGAGGACGAGGACGAUGUCCAGAUCGUGGAGCAGGUGGUGGACCUGGUGGAGCACGCCGCCGACGGAGCGGGUCACCAGGAGAUGGAACUGGACCUCCAACCCGCCGAGGUCGCGGAAGAACAGGAGAGCCGGCAUUGGUCGUCGGUUUCCGUGGGAGACGGCGACACCGACGACGACUCCGACUGCUUUUUCGAGCCGAAGCAGCUGUCGCAAAACCUGGACUCCGAAAUCCUGCUCAUUCAGAACGCUCUGGACCUUUUUGACGAUUCAGCGGAGACGGCGUACUCGGACGGGUUGGCGAGGGACAGCGGACGCGGCGCCUCGAGCAAACCGAGGCCUCCCGUGACUCCCGCGCGACCUCAGCACAGCCAACCCGUGGAAGCGCCGAAUCACCCGGAGGGCGGCGUGUCCAUCCGAUUCCUGGCGGAGAAACAACCGCAAACUAAAAACGCGUCGGCGUUCAACCCCGACAGCAGGUUCUUCCUCCUCAGCGACGCCGAGACGCAGAAGUCGAUAGCGAGCCGCCGCCUGAAGGAGAAGUGGUUCAUCUGCCCGUUCUGCGGCAAGAGCUUCGACCGCGUCAGCCACCUGGAGAUCCACCAGCGCAUCCACACGGGAGAGAAGCCGUACACGUGCGACACGUGCGGCAAGUGCUUCUCCCAGAGGAGCAACCUGCGCACGCACAUGCGGACGCACAAAGAGGCGCUUUCCCACAACGCCGCUUUGAUCCAGUAGUGAGCGACAAGCCACAAGUGUCCGCGCGUAGUUGAACGAACAGAUGACAUUUAUAUUUUGAAUAUUACCGCCAAGUAAUGUAGCCCACGGAUUUUACUGUGCACUUCCUUUCUUUUUCGGAGAUUAUUAUGAUGAGAAUUAUCAGUUUUAACAUAGCUUUGAGCGUGAGGACUGAUUUUGGUUUUUAAACCCGGCAGCCGGUCGAAAAAGAAAAACCCGUAGGAGACGUCCGGCCACAGGGACACGGCUGAACGACGACUUCCACGGGCUCAACGUGGCUGAAAAAGAACACGCGUGAUGAAGAAGGCAACCUCAGCGCUGAGAGGGCGGGACUCACCUCGGCUUCAUCGAACGGUCGCCUUUGCGUCGUGUGUUGUCUUUGUAAUGCCAACGCCAGGUUCGGUCACAUGUGCAUUUCAUUUAAUGUAAAUUGUGUGGUAAAAAUCCAAGAAAAAAAAAAAAAAAAGUGGACCAACUCAAAGCACUCGAUACUACAUGCAGACAUUUCUCUUUCACCCACUGAUCAGGAUCUAAAAAAAAAAAUUGAUCGCACAGCCUUCAGCAGCUGUUUGGCAGCGCAUCACCUCCGAGGACGUGGCGGCGCAGCUCGGGAUCGAACUGCCGAGCCGCCGUUGUCCCACCGCGCGUCGGGACGGGACGGCUCCUCUUAGCACUUUUUGAGCGGAGGGUCAGCAGCCUAAAGAAACAGCUUAACAUUUUGGGAAAAAGAUUGGUACGAUUUCCGCUUUUGUUAAAUGUGAAACCACAACCACCCGCCGAUGAGCUUAGCACGAAGACAUGACAACCCUUUCAAAGAAAGAAUAAGCCUAUUUCCCAAAAUGACGCUUUAUUCAUUAAAUAGGGAGGUUUUACGAGGUCAUUGAACUCACCACUCGGUCACACAGAGACCAGCCACCCUGUGAAAAUCUGUUUUUCGCCUGUUAUCCACAAACUUAAGUCAGACAUCUGAACUAGAAUAAACCAGAUGUGAUAUAAAACCAUGUUACUGCAGCAGCUGGAUCAGCGACGCCCUUUUAUCCUCACGAGAGGCAAAUCAUUAAGAACAAUUACUUUGUAUGCUGUACUUUUAUGAAUAAACAUUUCAAUAUUUA
This is a messenger RNA of Gasterosteus aculeatus aculeatus (three-spined stickleback), 2316 nucleotides long. RefSeq lists its product as uncharacterized. Lineage: Eukaryota; Metazoa; Chordata; Actinopteri; Perciformes; Gasterosteidae. Gene Ontology annotation, biological process: embryo development; regulation of transcription by RNA polymerase II. Gene Ontology annotation, cellular component: nucleus. Gene Ontology annotation, molecular function: DNA-binding transcription factor activity, RNA polymerase II-specific; RNA polymerase II transcription regulatory region sequence-specific DNA binding. The record is from RefSeq and is a predicted model, not a curated record.